Messenger RNA from Dissoconium aciculare CBS 342.82, 1876 nucleotides. RefSeq lists its product as uncharacterized. Bases 35 to 1561 code for a protein of 508 amino acids. The transcript is spliced from 5 exons. Lineage: Eukaryota; Fungi; Ascomycota; Dothideomycetes; Mycosphaerellales; Dissoconiaceae. The record is from RefSeq and is a predicted model, not a curated record.
AUGAUGCAGUCAUACCUAAGUAGGCCUAGGUAGGAUGAUAUAUAAUUCAAUUGAACAUUGUAAUCGUUGCAUCGGCUUUGAUUUUUUUUGUCGUGCUGUCAAGAUUGUUCUGCAUUUCCUCGGGACAUAUUCAAUGCAGAUCAACGCGUGGCCAGCACACAUGGAUCAAACGGGUCAAUCGGAUGACGAAGAGGUGGGAGAGCACGACUUCAAUGAUGGAAUCCUUGAUUUCGCAACGAUCGAGAGCGACGAGAAAGAAAAAGAUGAAGACGAAGAAAGCGAAUUCGAUCUUGGCAAUCCAUAUAGGCCGGAAUACGUGAGAUACGCUAUCGAAGUAGCCAAACCAAGCCCAUCUAUCGCGAGUUCACCAGCUGUCUACGGUGAUGUGAGAGAUUCACUGAAAACUCAGUUCGAACGCAUAGAAAAUCCUGGCCGAUUCUACGCAACUUUCCAAUCAGAAGGCCUCAAUCCUGGGCUGGCGAUAGGUGGUCUACGCAAGUUUGGCUCGCCAUUAGUCGAGCAUGACGUUAGAGCUAUUAUUGCGGAAAGUCACAAAGCUCCUUAUGGUAAAGGUACCGAGACUCUUGUUGACGAAGAAGUUCGCAAGACAUGGAAGAUCGACGGUCGCCAAAUCUCGCUCUUACAUCCGCAAUGGCCGGAUGCACUCGAGAAGAUCAUCGACGCAACUUGCGAACAAAUGGGUAUCCCUGGAGGUGGUACUGCUGUCGAAGCACAGCUUUACAAGCUUUUGAUUUACGAAAACGGGGCCAUGUUUAAGCCCCACAGAGAUUCUGAAAAGGUCCCGCGAAUGUUUGGAACAUUGGUGGUAUCGCUGCCUUCAAUGCAUUCGGGUGGCGAUCUGGAACUUUCAUUUGGCGACGAGAAGCAAACGUUGGCUACAGCACCGACAUCCGAAUGGCAUUCCACCUGCAUGGCAUGGUAUUCGGACGUUCUACAUGAAGUUAAGCCCGUCACCUCUGGGUAUCGCGUUGUCCUUACUUUUAAUCUCGUUUUCAAGGGCACAGCGCCUCCACCUGCGUUUGCAGAUUUUGAGGAAAAUGUCAAACAGCUCAGACAUUGUCUGGCGCCCUGGUUGCAGAAACCUGUGCCGUCAUUCCUCGUCUAUCUACUCGAUCAUCAGUACACAGAAGCCAGUAUUCAAACGAACGAGCUCAAGGGCACUGAUCUGCAACGAGUCCAAUGCAUGAUGAGGUUACAACAGGAGUCAGACUGUGCCUUCAAAUUAUGCCUUGCAAGUCUAGAGAAGUAUGUGAUGGGCGAGCCUGCGGGCCAGUGGGAUAAUUCUGGGAAUUUCCGCGAAAAGAUUUCCGAAGGCGAAGGAUUCCAUCCCAUCGAAGAAGUAUACGAGAAAACUUUGAAGUUGAAAAGUGUCUUUGAUCUUGAAGGAAAUGUUACCGCAAGAGAAGUUGAUAUCGACGAGGCGACUCAUCUUGUUGCAAAUUGCUUCCGUCCAAACAGGCCAGACAGGGGGAGUUCGAAGGCUAUACAGGGAAUGCGGGCGCAACAGCAAGUCACUGGUAUCGUAAUAUGGCUUUGGUAAUUAUACCAGACGGAAACUGGUCCGACCUGGUUCUCAGAUCCACUGCUAUCUCCACCGAAGGGUAUCAAGAUAUAAUCGCGUUGAUCAAAGAGGAAGUGGACAGGGUUGUGGAGGAUCCGUUGAAUCAGCGCUAUCGUGCCAGCUGUGGCAAGGUCUGCCAGGCUACCAUCAGAAAAGACCUGUUGCAACAUCGCGAAGGCUUUGACGUCGCAUUCGGGUGCUGUUUGAACAUUGAGAAUAUCAUCUUGGCUGCAGACAUCAUACAGCAAUAUGUGCAUUAUUGUUACGAACCUCAAGAUUGUGUCGCCGCGCUGA